Penicillium taxi is the source of this 1017-nucleotide messenger RNA. Its product is annotated as NmrA-like. NCBI's taxonomy places the organism in Eukaryota, Fungi, Ascomycota, Eurotiomycetes, Eurotiales, Aspergillaceae. The record is from RefSeq and is a predicted model, not a curated record. The transcript is spliced from 4 exons. The coding region runs from base 1 to 1017 and encodes 338 amino acids.
AUGGCAUCUAACGCGCAGAACCGGAUUAUAGUCGUGCUUGGGUCUACAGGCCAUCAAGGCAGAGGUGUAGUAAGUUCCCUUUUAAGUAAUAUCACGCGGGAACUGUGGAACGUCCGCGCUGUCACCAGGGAUGUCAACUCCGUCUCAGCUCAACGUCUAUUGAAUGAUUUUCAAACACCCGACCACCGUCUGAGCCUCACCACCGGAGACAUCUUUAAUGUAGAGAGUCUUCAGAUAGCCUUCUCUGGGGCUUAUGGUGUGUUUGCGGUGACGAGUGAGACAAAUUCAAGGACGGUUGAAAACGAGGAUGACCUGAAGCAGGAGCUUGAAAGUGGGAAGAACAUUAUUUCUGCCGCAAAGAGCUGCCGAAUUCAGCACUUUGUUUUUAGUAGCUUACCAGAUAUGAGAAAAGCGACUUCAGGUCGCUUUGAUAAGCUUUUCCACAUGGAUCAUAAGUUUAUCAUUGAGCAGUUGGCGAAGCAAGACCUUUCUGCGGUCACUUGCCUUCUUCCUGGUCUCUUCUUCACCAAUCUAGAUCGUCCACAGUAUUGUCGAAGAGAAGCAAAUGGGGUUGUUCGUUUUUGUCCCCCAAUUCCGCCGACAAAAUUAGUUGAAUGGGUUGAUCCUGUUUAUGAUGUGGGUAUUUUUGCCGCAGAGGUAUUUGCUUUGGGCAUUGAGAAAACAAAGGACAAAAAUUAUGUUGUAUGCAGUCCGAAAUUACGGAUAGACGAAUUUGCCUCCACCUUCACACGGGUCACUGGCCAGCGAGCGAUUUAUUCCCCGAUUUCGAUCGAUGAAUGGGCUGAUUUGGCCUCUAAAGCAGUAGGAAACGGAUUCAAAGAGGAUAUUCGCCAAAUGAUGGAAUGGAUCUCGAUAGCGCCAGAGGACAAGAUUUGUUACGGGGCUCUUGAUCCAGCCGAAGACUCUUCCUGGGAGGAUCUCCACCUACGAUCUAGUACUUUCGAAGAUUGGUUAGUACGUUCUGGCUGGAGAGGGCCUCCAGAGGGAAUUCUGUGA